This is a messenger RNA of Penicillium odoratum, 624 nucleotides long. RefSeq lists its product as uncharacterized. The record is from RefSeq and is a predicted model, not a curated record. Lineage: Eukaryota; Fungi; Ascomycota; Eurotiomycetes; Eurotiales; Aspergillaceae. The transcript is spliced from 2 exons. Bases 1 to 624 code for a protein of 207 amino acids.
AUGGCCGAUGACUGGCAGCAGUCUAUCUUUGAGAUGUCUGUGAUUAAUUCUGAGUUGUUCAAUGCCUGCUGGACGAAGAUUGAAUCCAUACCGGACUUGGAUCUGUCAAACGUGCUCAAACAUGAACAUUACGCUUCCCGCGGAUGCUGGCCGUAUUCCACCGAAGCUGGCCAUGUUGCACCCCUUCUAGUCGCAGCCCAGCAUGACCGAUUCGAGGCGACUAGCUGGCUUCUGUGGAAUAAUGAUAACGUCUGCGAGCAAAGGAGUUGUGCGGUCGCUGCCACUGUCCGCCAAACCAAGGACAGUGCUCGCAUCCUUCACCUGGUCAUGAUGCGCAUGUCUCUAGCAGGUCCACUUCGUCCACCUAGCUGGCCCCAGGAUAUUGCUGUUGAAGUCAUCCGGGCUGCUUGUAAUCAAAACCAAAUGGGCCGACCUGAGAUUCUGGAAUACAUUCAGGAUCUUGCUUUCCGAAAGAUUGGAUCUGUGAAGGCGUCUGCCCCGGACCUUCUUUCAUACUCGAAAGAGAGUCUAUCAAGUGCGAAAGAAGCAGGUCUGACUGACCUGGUUGAUUUCCUACGAGCUGGGAACAAAGAGGCAUGGAAAACGCUCCCCAACUACUGCUGA